This is a messenger RNA of Fusarium mangiferae, 600 nucleotides long. RefSeq lists its product as uncharacterized. The coding region runs from base 1 to 600 and encodes 199 amino acids. Lineage: Eukaryota; Fungi; Ascomycota; Sordariomycetes; Hypocreales; Nectriaceae. The record is from RefSeq and is a predicted model, not a curated record. The transcript has 2 exons.
AUGAUCCGCAACACUCUCGUUCUUGCUGCACUCGCAGUCACUGCCAUUGCUGGACCUUGCAAACCCACCAGUUCUUCCACUGAGCUUCUGUCGACCACCAUCGGGUCGACCGAGACGUCCUACGUCGAGACUUCCGUCACCGAAGCGACAUCCUCUUCUGAGAGCACAAGCGUAGCCUCUUCCAUCGCCAGCUCGGAUGCGACCACUACAGCCGAAACCACCACGACCUCAGGCUCCGCCUCAACCACAGCUCCACCGGAUGAUAGCUGUGCCCAAAGCCUUGCCUUAAACAAUGGCGAGCCUCAGCUCACAGAUAAAAUUGCAGACUGUCAGGAUCUCAAUGUAGUCACAGUCAGCUCAUAUGAAGUGACUCAGACAGUGUAUAAGCGCGGGAAUGUUAUAAUUAUCCCUACAAAUGCGAUUGCCCGUCGUGCCGAGGGCGAGGCCGCAACAACUAUCUUUCCUUCUGGAGUCCCAGCUUAUGCUACAUACUGCGAUAGCCCAUCAGCGUACUAUGAGGCUUGCUCUGAGCUUGGUGUCACUGCCUUCACAACUACAAUUCCGGAGCCCACGACUACUGAAGUUAUCAUUACUAAUUAA